AUGCCGAACAGCCAAUUAGAAAAGUUCCAUUCUCUACCAAAUGUGCACGCACGCACCGCUAGCGAGGCUGAUGAUCGCCGUCUCUACAGUUUAUCUUUGUCACAGAUUAAAAAACACGCCGAGUUCGCAGAGUACCACCAUAAGCCUACGCCUUUUAAUAUUCGCUGGAUCCACGGCUACAAUCCAAAAGUGGGAGUAAUAAAUUUAAACGAUAAGGGUAGCACUACGAUAUUCUAUGGAGCAUCGAACUGUGGGGUGCUGUACAACUGGACCACCAACCAAAUGAGGAUACUGCAGGGACACAGACAUAUAGUGUCAUGUAUAGCAUCUGAUCGAAAAGGCAAGUGGCUUGUAACAGCAGACUCUGGCCCUGAAAACAUUAUUAUAAUAUGGGACAGCAGUGAUUAUUUCCCACAGAGGACCCUAUUCUCACCCCACGGCGACACCAAAAUUUCUAAAGUCGCUUUAAGUGCAGAAGCCAAGUAUUUGUUAACUUUAGGGUAUAAGGAAAAGGCUGUUCUGUUUUGGUGGAUUUGGUCACUUGGAGAAGAUGAACCUCACGCUAUCUUAGAAGUAGAUUUGCCUCGGGACUCUGUCGUGGCGAUGGAUUUCAAUCCCUAUCAUUCGGAACAGUUUUUGUUGAUAUCAAAAAACGAUAUAUACAUAGGAGUUUCGGGCAAAGUAUUUGUAAUGGAGAGAGGUCUUAUUAAAGAAACAGACAAAUAUGAAUUAAAAGUAAAAAAGCCUGAGAAAAAUAUACAACCGGAUUUUGGAAAGCUGACCUGUUUCACUUUCGUCCAAGAUACUUCACAAGUACUCGUUGCCACUAGUAGGGGCGCUGUACUGGUCUAUGGGUACACUAUAGAGUACCAGAAGAAAGUAGAACCUAAGAGCUUUGAGAAUUUGAGAUUUGUGAAAGUUUUCAGAAUUGAAAAGUAUAAAAUAAACGUCAUCAAAAGCAUUGAUGGAGUGAUAACAACAGGAAACAACGGUGGUGAGAUCCACUUCUACGACGAGCAAAUGAAGCUGCUGUACUGGGUGCAUGGCUUCCAAGUGGAUAGCGUGCACGGCCUCAGUUUCAACAUCUCGCCUAGGAGCUACCAGAUAUUUGACCCAAAAUGUAACAAUCCAUGCCUUUGUUGGGAGAAAGUAACAACGGAAAUAGAUUCUGAGACUGGGCUUCUGAGACAGAAGUUACUCAAGCAACAGUUGCCCAGCGACGCAACUAUGGCAGGCAAACCGAUCAUCGUCCGAGAUUUUAUUGUAUGUACUCACAAUCAGGGUGUUAAUUUCGUGGACUUCGUGACUGAGAAGCUGGUUACUGUGCUGGACAACAAGAUAUCGCAUGCAUUGUCACUAACAGUUCAUCCGGAGAAGCAAUUAGUAUGCAUAGGAUACGCAGAUGGUAUGGUAGAGUUGUACAAUUUCUUACAACACAAGCUGAUCUCGAGGCUCGAUCUGCGAGACCACUACAAGGUGGUCAUACCUCCUAAAUGCGAUUCAAUAAAGUGUAAUUACGAAGUGACAAUACCGCAGCUUUCCGUUACGUGUCUGAAGUAUUCUCCUUCAGGUUUCCAUCUUGCAUGUGGCUUAAAUACUGGCGAGCUGUUAUUUUUAGAUCCAAUAACUAUCAACAUAUUAACGGAAACUCCAUUCAAGGACACGAGUCAUGCAAUAAAAGAUAUUACAUACAGCUGUGAUUCCCUGACUUUAGCUUUUGCUGAUACAGGCAAAACUGUCGGCGUAUAUAAGUAUGAUUGCAUUACGUUUAAAUGGAAUUUCAUUGGAAAACAUCGUGCUCACUAUAAAGACGUAACAUCUAUCCUAUUCUUGCCGUAUAAGACAGAAAAGGAUGAAUACCAGUUAGUGUCCUUCGGUGCAGACAGAACUAUAGUCGAAUACGAUAUAGGCAACAGCUCAGAAGAAUACUUGGAAAUAUUUAGUCUAGACCGUGUGGAUCAGAGUGCAGUGCCGCUGGUCGGGAUCGCGUGGCCGUCUCCAAUGACCUUAGAUCCUUUAGAGCAUCGUAAUGAUAUGAAUUUGAUACUGAUUGCAAAUGACGAGCAUAAAUACAAAUUAAUCAACUGCGCAACGACAAUGACCAUGUCAACGGUGCUGGGUCCUCGUUAUGAACAUCCUGUGCGUAAGAUCGAGCUGAUUUCCAGGAGAGAGGAAGGUGAAGAGCUGCGGUAUCUGUUGUUUGCGACAAAGAAUGUUAUAGGUCUACAGAAGAUGCCCUUAGAUGGGAAUCCUUGGAAACAUGUUGGAUUGCUGGGUCAUCCUAUACAGGUUAUAGACAUGUGUUUCCGAGAAGACAGCGGCACCUUGUUUACAAUUGGAGCGAAGGACAGUUGUAUGUGCCAAUGGGCAGCUAAUUACAGAUCAGUGGACUCGACUACAAAGCUAGGCGGCAGCAACCUAGACCCCUAUUACUGCUUAAUCGAAAACGGCCGCCCAGGCUGGCUGUUCCAGGAAAUCAGGGAUCUUUUCUACUACAUCCAGAUAUUGUGCCAAGGUACCUUCUCGCCGGCGGUGAGGCGCGUCAGGGAUUACAUACCAAUUGAUUCCUUACCUGAUCUAAUGAGAGCACUUGGCUACUUUCCUUCUGAAUAUGAGGUGGAAAAUUUAAUAGUGGAAGCGAAAUAUAAGGUCUUCUUACGGGAGCCGUGUUCGGAGAUAGAUUUUGAGGAGUUUGUUAAGCUGUAUUUGAACCACAGACCAGCAUUCGGGUAUAGCUACCAGCAGGUCCGCAACGCGUUCAGAAGUUUCGCCACGUUUCAGAAAGAGACAUACAUGAUGCAUCGUGAUGACUUUAUUGAUAUGUUGGGCUCGCAUGGGGAAUGUUUCUCCCGCGAGUUGUCAUGGUACCUCCUCUCCAUACUCUCUGGACACGGUUUCGAUGAUCGAGCGGUAAUUGCUGAAGAUGACUUCUCGUUUUUACCAGAGGAAAUCACAUUCAGCUAUCUGCUCACACAAAUAAUGGGCAUACAAGAUGUCGACAAUCUGUCUGAACAGUUCUCGGUAAUGGAGUCACUGGGCUCGCAGACAGUGUCCUCGGGGGAAUCGGAAGAGAAAAUCAACUGAUUUAUUUACGAUUUCAUUUAUUAUCUUCUCUGUUACCAAUAUAUUUUAUUACUGUACACAUUAAACUAAAUAUAAUUUUUCCAAAUUGUUUAUGUAAAACUUUCAAUUGUAUAUAAUUAGCAUACUUGUGCAAUAAACAAUUAAAUUAGACAAAAUAACGAUCUUUUUUGAUUUCGACUGGAUUAUAACUUAACUUCUUCCAAACUUCUUUCUUCUUCUACUUACAAAAAGUAAUGGAAAAAAUGGGAUAGUUAUUUAAUUAAAACGAGAAUGGGUGUGAAUUAAUAUAUAGAACUAGCUGACCAGACAGUCGACCUAUUGAACAAAUCUUAUAUAUAAAAUUCUCGCGUCACAGUUUUCGUUCCCAUACUCCUCCGAAACGGCUUGACCAUGAAAUUUUGUGAGCGUAUUGAGUAGGUUUGAGAAUCGGCCAACAUCUAUUUUUCAUCCCCCU
Molecule: messenger RNA, 3538 nt
Organism: Achroia grisella
Lineage: Eukaryota; Metazoa; Arthropoda; Insecta; Lepidoptera; Pyralidae
Product: cilia- and flagella-associated protein 251-like
Exons: 17
Coding region: 1-3084 (1027 amino acids)
Cellular component (GO): motile cilium
Molecular function (GO): protein binding
Source: RefSeq, a predicted model, not a curated record